AGCCCUAACGAUAGGGCUUAGCGCCGCCAGCACAUCCCUUCCCUGACCGCCCCGCCUCUUUGGUGCGACGAAACGCCAGUCGACACCCGAAACCAGCGACGACAUACGGCGUCUUGACACAGUUUUAUGCACCGAUCUCCACGCCGUUACAGUCGCGGUCAUCCUUGGCCACAAAUUGCGUGUCGUUCGCUUAGAGUCCAACACAGCCCCUCGCAAGCCUGCCAUCCCCCUGCGCCCGUACUCUCCGGAUGUCAAACCAACCCAGUCUCUUUCACACACCAGGAGCGAAACUAAUGCUGCUAGAGUGUUGCGUCUGUAGGGAACAUAGAAGUGCUUGAAACAUCGCGGCGCAUGAUAAGGAAGGUAGGUCCCCUCGUUUCGUGAAUUGUGACACCUGUACCAUCAGUUCAACAGUUCCAUCAACAAGCCGGUCUUGUAUCCUCUGAUUUUUUCAUGAUGUCUUCCUCAACAACUGCCCCGUUACCAUCAUAUCCCGGAACCAUACUCCCCAUACAUGGCCAUCCGGCUUGGAAGCAUCUAUCUGGUACCACAAUGGACAAAGCAAAUCUGAAGGAGCCGGUCGUUCAGCCUAAGCCUGCUGUUCAAGCAAAGGCGAACGAGGUCGCUGCAGCUUUGAAGGAUAACGCAGUAAAGAAGCUGGUCGCAAGGACCGUAGUCGUCAAGGAUGUGGCCACCAAGGAAGACGUCGUAUAUUUACCAAUCAGCAACACCACAUUGAACAGAUUCGCGGACAUCACUACAACCACAAAACGGGCUUCUUACGCAACAACAACAAAAGCAGAGCUCAGGCAGUCCAACCAACAGAUGUUCGAGAUGCUCCAGACCCUGCAAACCGAGCUCGCUACACAUCGCACCCUCAUGCUCGACAUACAGUCACGACUAUCGUUUCUGGAACAAGACGCCCCAACUAUGGUAGAUCUAUCUGCUUCUGAAGCUUUGUCAUCCCCAUUAGACGAGCCUAAAGCUCCUUCAAGGCCCCCUCCCCCGCCACCGCGACGCCCUAGCUCGCUCAUUGAACCUGGUCUAGAACGCCAGAGUUGGUGGCAGGCCUGUCAAAACUUCGCGGAGAACUGCGAUACUCCUUUUAAUGUGAAGGAGUUCAUCACCACUCCUAGCCGCUUUGAAGACUUCGACUUCCACUUUGGCGGUCUUCCCACAGAUGGAGUACGGCCACAAACACCUGUUGAGAUUGAUAUUGAGAACGUCCCCGCUCUCUCUCCGGAAUCAGCGGCCAACGACUCCGACGUCAGCGACAUCGAGGUUGAAGAACCUUUUUCCCUCUCACCUGAGGCAGGUCGUCCAUCAUCUGAAGACGCGGAGUCCUUAUCUCCUAGCAUCUUCUCUGAAGGAGCGCCCCGGACAUCUGGACUUACCAUGACCGACUGCGAGGAUAUCGACAACAUUAUCGAACAGAUCGUAGAGUUCCGAAAGCCUGCUGCACUCCCACCGCUGUUGCUCCACCCUCCUCCCAGUGGCAGGGACGCUUCUAUCUUUAGCGUUGAAGAGAUCACAGCACUACCGGACCUGCCUCCGGCUGCUGAGAUUAACGACGAUCCUCAGCGCCAUCGCAAGGGCAUCCGAGCCAUCUCAUCAAAGUGGGCGUCGCUGAAAGGGCGAUCCGCCGAGACGAGUUACUACCGCAACGGUAUUUUCAGCAUGCGAUGAACCACGACAUUAGACCGAAAUGAUUUUACGACCGGAGUUGCCACGAAUUUUGCGUUCGCAUAUGCGUUUUACGAAUUGCUUUGUCUUGCAAUUUUGCGUGCUAUCCGCAUCAUGUUUUAUUCUUUUACCACCUUCUGCAAGCUAGCUACAGCCAUAUACCCAAUGUUCAAAAUGCAGAAUCACUUCAAA
This is a messenger RNA of Boeremia exigua, 1875 nucleotides long. RefSeq lists its product as uncharacterized. Bases 454 to 1686 code for a protein of 410 amino acids. The transcript has a single exon. Lineage: Eukaryota; Fungi; Ascomycota; Dothideomycetes; Pleosporales; Didymellaceae. The record is from RefSeq and is a predicted model, not a curated record.